Molecule: messenger RNA, 360 nt
Organism: Cetraspora pellucida
Lineage: Eukaryota; Fungi; Glomeromycota; Glomeromycetes; Diversisporales; Gigasporaceae
Source: the annotation of a GenBank genome assembly
AUGACUAAAGAUAAAGUUUUAGAAAUAUUAAAUCAAACAAAUAUUAAAAAAUUUAAAGAAAGAUUAGAAAAAGAAGGCUUUAAUAAAGAUAAAUUAUUAUUAUAUAAUAAUUUAGAUUUUAAUAAAACUUAUACAAUAACUAAAGAAAAUUUAAUCUUAUUUUUAGAAGAAAAUUUAGAUUUAAAUAAUGAAAUUUUUAUUGAUGAUUUAGAAAAUUUCACUAAUGAAGAAAAUAAUGAAGAUUUAUUAUUAAAUUCUAAUAAAAUUUUGGAAUAUAUUAAUAAACAAAUUAGUCAAAUUUCAGAACAAGAUAAUUAUGAUUGGGAACCUGAAGAUUUUAUAGAUUCAGAUAAUAAUUAA